AUGGCUUCUCUGAUGCUUCUUUUAUCUGCUCUUGUUAAACCCAGAAAUCCAAAUCUGGGUAUUGUGACAGCAAUCCCAUCUGCUUCUUCUGCAUCUGCUGCUUCCAGGAGAUCAUUGUCAACGGAAACCAAAAGAAGUGAUCAGUUGGAGAUUGUGACUGAAGAAGAUCCACUGGAAUCAAGAGUUCGUGUAGACAAUGAUGAGGAGUUUAUAAGGGUCUUUCAGAAAUUCAGUUUCCAUACCACUGUUACUGCUGAGAAUGAUGAGUCUUUCCAAAAUGCAGACCCAAAGAAAGGGCUGAUUCAAACUUUGAUGAGUAGCAAGAUGAUAGCCAACAGAGAAAAUGGGGUUCUCAAUGAAAAAGAAGCAAAAUUUGUUAAAGUGAAAAUGACUAUUAAAGAUUGCAAAGAUGUAAACUAUGUCAAAGCUUCCAUGACAAUUGUUGGAUUCGUGAAAAAGCGGCCAUUCAAUUGCAAGCAUCUUUAUUCGAUUGUGGUUUUUGUCAGAUAUCGAAAUUCCUUCCACAAUCGCACGGUAAUACGACUUGUUAAAGACAAAUCUCGAGAGUUGGUGACGGGCCAGUAUCAUCAAAGCCGCCACCAGCUUCUCUCCCCCGGGGCCCGCCAGAGCAGUAUGGCCGCCUCCAUGAGCGGUCUCCACUCCUCGACCUCUAAGUGCAGUAGUUACUCCUUAAAUCGCCAAUCCUUUAUCCAAACUACUCCAAAUCUCGAGAUUUCUCCUAACAAUCUUCGUCUACCUACUCCAGCCAACAAGACCCGCGGCCACGAUCGCACUUCCAGUUUCAAACUUCUUAUCUCAUCCGGUGAUGGAGAUAUCGGGAUCGGACCCAGCGGCGGCAGUGGGGGUUCCGGCCGCUGUAAUCGGUGGUGGAGCUCUGGAAGCGGAGACGACGAAAGUUCGGACGAUAAGAAAGACAGUUUUGGACCAAUGGGGCUGUUUUUGAAUGGACGGAGAUCUGGCCCGAACUUCGACCUUAACGGGUCUACCUUCGAUUUUCGCUAAUUGCCUGAAAAGCCACAUGUUCAGUUCCUAUCGGGAGCAUUCUCUCUGUUUGAACGAUUGGGUACUUCUGUAUACAAGGGUGUAAUGUUCGCCGCCGUUGGCUUCGCAGCUGAGCUGGUGGGUACUGCCUUAUCGAAGGGAUUGCUCGCGAUGAGGAAGAAGAUGGAUCCGGAAUUUGAGACCCAAACAAGCCAACUCCGACGCUACUGAAUGCUGACACUUGGGCACUUCACAUGGGUUUGAACUGCAAUUUGAGGUGCCAAACAUUGAAGGGGAUUGAAUUCGCGACAAGCCAAGAGUUUCUGCUUCUUUCGGAGGUUCGGCUCUUGCAGAGUCUUCCGCUAGCUUUGCUUGGGCUUGGGCUUUCUGGUGAAUGGACGGACCAGUUCAUUAGUUGGGCUUCUCAUCUUAUAUUCAAGCUCGGCUGGUACAUUUUUACCAUGGGCUUUGCUGGACAUUAAGUCCACUUUGUAUAUUGUUGUCUAAGUUAGGGUAUACCAAAACCGUUCAAUAACCAUUUAUCA
Molecule: messenger RNA, 1547 nt
Organism: Tripterygium wilfordii
Lineage: Eukaryota; Viridiplantae; Streptophyta; Magnoliopsida; Celastrales; Celastraceae
Exons: 6
Coding region: 1-1023 (340 amino acids)
Source: RefSeq, a predicted model, not a curated record